This is a messenger RNA of Xylona heveae TC161, 1650 nucleotides long. RefSeq names its product amidohydrolase 3. Gene Ontology annotation, molecular function: hydrolase activity, acting on carbon-nitrogen (but not peptide) bonds. The coding region runs from base 1 to 1650 and encodes 549 amino acids. The transcript has a single exon. Lineage: Eukaryota; Fungi; Ascomycota; Xylonomycetes; Xylonales; Xylonaceae. The record is from RefSeq and is a predicted model, not a curated record.
AUGGCGACGAUUUUCAAAAAUGGGAAAUUCUUCAAAGGCGUUGAAGCAGAGAAAGCCAAUAGCGGCGCAACCGCAGAAUGCAUGAUCACAAACCACGACCUCAUCACAUACAUUGGACCCGAGGACAAUCCUCUUGUCGCCAAUGCCCUCAGCGACGCAUCCACAACCACAGUCGAUCUUGCUGGAAAAUGGGUUCUUCCCGGAUUCAUCGACGGACACAUGCACCUGCUGUUGCUCGGUUCCGCUCUCAAACGUGUCAAUCUGGAACCCUGCAAAAGCCUCGACGACAUUCGAGCCGCCAUCAAACAGUAUGCCCUUUCUAACCCUCACGUGCCGCGCAUCCUCUGUCGCGGAUGGAUGCACCCCAUGACCAACGGAGUCGCGCUGGCCAGCAUGAUUGACGAUCUCGACCCGCGGCCCAUCUUCAUCGACUCCAAGGACCUGCACUCGACAUGGUGCAACAGCGCCGCGCUGGCCGAACUCGGCGUCGAGACUGAACCCAACCCUGACGGCGGGGAGAUUCACCGCGACGAGCACGGUCGCGCAUCGGGUCUCAUCAGCGAAGCCGCCGCGCAGGUGUUUGUCUGGCCGCAUAUUGCGCGCGUGCAGCCUCUCGAGGACAAGCUUGCCUCGUUCAAAGCAGCCAUCAACGCGUACUCUGCCGCCGGGUACACCGGCAUGGUCGACAUGGCCAUGGACGAGAACGCCUGGGAAGCACUGCAGAUCUUGCAAUCCCGCGAGCGCCUCCCCGUACGUUUGGCAGCGCACUGGCUCAUCAACCCGAAAUCUACAGUAGAGGAGAACCUCGCGCAGGUCAACCGUGCGAUCGAACUCCACAAGCAGUUCAACGCCGAGACGUCGCCAGACUUGCGCAUUGCGGGUAUCAAGGUGAUUUGCGACGGCGUUGUCGACGCGUGCACUGCCGCCUUAUGCGAGCCCUACGCGUCAAAUGGAUCGUCCUGCGAGCCGCUCUGGCGCGAAGACAUGCUCAGAUCCGUCGUGAAACACGCAGACGCAGCGGGCCUGCAAUGCGCGCUUCACGCGAUUGGCGACAAGGCCGUCAAGAUGGCAAUUGACGCUCUCGAAGACGCCUGCGGCCCCGGCAAACGGCAUCGCAUUGAGCAUCUUGAAGUCACGAGACCCGAGGACGCGCAGCGUCUAGGCAAAUUGGGCAUCACGGCUUCAGUGCAGGCGGUGCAUGCGGACCCGGCCAUCCUGCGUGCGUGGCCAAAACUGCUGGGCCAUGAGCGCUGCGGCCGCGCAUUUGCCUACAAGGAUUUCCUGGACCAGGGAGCAGCGCUCGCGCUGGGAACAGACUCGCCGACUGCUCCAUACUUUGCGUUGCCGAAUAUUUAUACUGCUACGACACGACGGUCCGCGCGGGAGCCCGAGUCAGUGGAGACGGUGAAUGAUCAUUUUGCAUUGUCGCUGGCCCAGGGCCUCUCAGCGGCCUCGAAAGGCUCGGCGUAUUCUUGUUUUGCGGAUAAAUUUACAGGAAGCCUGCAGCAGGGGCUCAAGGCGGAUUUUGCGAUUGUGGACAUGGACUUUACGGCCGAGAAUCUGCUCAAGGCAAAGGUAUGCGAAACGUGGUUUGAUGGGCAAAAGGUGUUUCAGAGAGCUUCGCCGCACCAAUUCAUCGUCCCAAAAUAA